AUGUUCAAGCUCACCAGCAUCCUCUCCGUCCUGGCCGUCGCAGCCACCGUCUCGGCGACGCUCGACCCGGCCACGUCCAACUCCAAGGGCAAGUACCCGGCCAGCCCGGGCUGCUCGCCCGAGAAGACCAGCACCGCCAUCCAGGCCGCCGAGUGCGCGUACAACACGCGCGUCUCGGGCACCCAGACCUUCGCCGUCUUCAAGCAGGACCACCAGUACGACGAGAACAACGGCGCCCCCUACGGCACCUGCGAGGCCUACACCUGCACCGCGCCCACCAGCGACGAGCUCACCGAGGAUGACGACUACUGGACUUUCUUCUGGGGCGACAACGGCGAUUCCUCUGGCGUUGGCACUACCUGCAUCAAGAGCCCUGAUGAUGGCACUUGCGGCUGCGAGAACUCCGAUGGCACCUUUGUCUACGGCGGCACUGACUGCUCGUAA
Molecule: messenger RNA, 444 nt
Organism: Lasiodiplodia theobromae
Lineage: Eukaryota; Fungi; Ascomycota; Dothideomycetes; Botryosphaeriales; Botryosphaeriaceae
Product: Small secreted protein
Exons: 2
Coding region: 1-444 (147 amino acids)
Source: RefSeq, a predicted model, not a curated record